UCUUCCCCCUCCAACCCUAACCUACGCGGCCGUAGAUCCCAUCCAAUCAUCGCGCCGCCGCCGCUGCCGUCCAGCCCUAGCCUCCCCCCGGGCCGCGAUCGGCGUCCUCCCGCCGCCGGAGGAGGAGGGGGAGGCUCGCCCGCCACGGGGGCCAUGGAGGCCGACGGCGCCGCCGCGGCGGAGGCCAAGCCCCUCACGCCCGAGGAGGAGGCGCUCCGGCGCAACACCGACUGCGUCUACUUCCUCGCCUCGCCCCUCACCUGCAAGAAGGGGAACCAAUGUGAUUUUCGUCACAGUGAGGGUGCCCGGAUGAACCCUAGAGACUGUUACUACUGGUUAAAUGGCAAUUGCUUGAAUCCAAAAUGUUCAUUUCGCCAUCCGCCAAUUGAUGGUAUGUUUGGUGCUCCAACUCCUGGAAUACCUGCCCUGUCUUCACACUAUGCUGCUUAUAACUCGGGCAAGCAGAUGGUCCCGUGCUAUUACUUUCAGAAAGGGAACUGCAUCAAAGGCGAUAAAUGCCCUUUUUCCCAUGGACCGCAGACUGCUGGCAAUAAUCCACCAGAACAGGUGGCGAAGGUUUCUUCCUUUCCUUUGGAGCAGCCUCAGACCCAAAAGAAUGAAUUUUUGGGUGUCAAGGAGUUUGCUCAGACAAAUCACCUAGUUCAGCAAGGUGGCCCAAUAAUUGACGACAGGUCCAAAAUGUCAGUUAAUAGGGCUGCAGCGAAUUUUGCCAGGACAGCUGCAGCUGCAAUGCCAGCUGAACUAGCUUCCAGUGCAGUGAAAUCUUUGCCCAAGUCAGGGAGGGUACAAAACAGCAUGCCAGCAGCAAAUAAAAGUGUCGGAACCUCUUCAGGCGAGGAUCAUCGUGAGUGCUAUCAGAACAAUCUUCCCGUGGAAACUGAUCCUAUGCAAGAUUGGAAUCAACCUUACCAAACACCUCCUCAGGAUGACCUGCCCGAGGACAGUAGAGAUGCUGAUGACUUAUUGGGGGAGUCUUCACCUGGUUUUGAUGUUCUUGUGGCCAACGAUACAGAUGCCGGUGCUUAUUUGCACGAUGCUGAUGAUUUUGGAAGGGAUAUUUAUCCAGUAGAAGAUUAUGAAUAUGCUCCGGCUGAUUUUGAAAUCCAGCCUCAUCAUGAAAGAGAGCUAUUCAACGGAAUGGGUGAGCAAGGACCGAUCGUACAAAUGUAUGAUGGCUAUGACAGGAAACGCCGUAGAACAUCUUCUGAGAGGAACUUGGACAGACCUUCCUAUUCAGAAAGGAGGUCUCGGCAGAGAGAGACUGGUCCUGUUGAGAUAGAUGGAUCAGAUUUACGUCAUCGGCUCCGCAGGAGAAAAAUAAAUGGGUCUCCGGGCAUCAGCCCGGAACGCAUUGGAGAGUCGCGUCGAAGGGAUGACCGCCACAGGGAAAGGGCAUAUGAUGGUCACCGUACACACAGAGAACGCCAUCAGGGCCCUCGAGGGAGCACUCUAAGCUCCCGUCUGCAAGGCAGAAUAAAGCUUCCUGGAAGAUCACCUGAUAGAGUAGAUGCUCGCUCCGAGAGAGAGCGAGAUAGAAGACAACUCCGGGACAGGCUGUCUCCAGUUAUGCAUAUGGAUAUUCAGGGCGGCAGGCAUCGGGAGGCAGGGCAUCAUCAAGAGAGGGUCCGUCAGAGAUCAAGUGAACGUGCUUCAAGUGCCAGGAUGGCUGAUGGCAAGCAUUCGAGACGGAAUGUAACAGAUUCACUCAACUUCGCCGGCCGGAAAGACUUUGGUCCAGAGUCUAGGAAGGCGAAUGGAAGUGUUCAAUCUGAAGCAUCUCUUGAUUUUGAAGGCCCAACACCUCUUAGCGUCAUCUUACAGAGGAAACGACAGGCUGCGUCUGGCAACGGCAAUGGCUCAUCUGCCCAGAGUGUGAAAGAAGAUAAUUCUGCUGCGGUCUCACACAGGCAGGCUGAAUCUCCGGUUGAAGCUGAAAAGCAGGGCUACGACAACACUGUCAGUUCUGAAGAAUACAAGAGUAGAUCAGGUGAUGAAGAAUAUAAAGAGGAAGGCCUGGUCCCUGCAUCUUCGUCACACGGUGACAAAGCUGAGGCUGAAGAUAUGAUUGAAGUGGAAAAUCAAGAGGCUGAUAACUAUGAGCAGAGGCAGGGGGAGUCUGAGUAUGAGGGGACCGAAGAUGAGAAUGCAUAUCAAGACGACGAGGAAGAGUUUGAGGACGACGAUGAUUUUGCCCGGAAAGUCGGGGUCGUCUUCUCUUGAGCUCUUGUUUUCUUGGUGCUGCUUCAGGCCAGGCUGAAAUGCUUGAUCCCCCCUCUGGUGAUUGAUCCUCUUGGAUAAAUUCUUGUGGCGCUCCAUGUUCCUGUUUCAAGUUGAUAGCGCCAAGAAGGCCUGGUCUUUGCCAAGGCUGAUGAGCCAUAACUGAUAUUCUAAGUAUAGGUCAGGCAUUAAGCGAGGUAGAUGAUGAUUCCAUCAUAGACGAGAAAGUAAUCUUUACGUGUAAAAACAGCAGAAGCACUUUGUUGAGCAUAUCCUGGAACUCUGUAUUGUAUUAGUUUCAUUACUAACAUGAAGAUGAUACUCCAUUGAUA
Molecule: messenger RNA, 2570 nt
Organism: Hordeum vulgare subsp. vulgare (domesticated barley)
Lineage: Eukaryota; Viridiplantae; Streptophyta; Magnoliopsida; Poales; Poaceae
Product: zinc finger CCCH domain-containing protein 32-like
Exons: 3
Coding region: 154-2241 (695 amino acids)
Molecular function (GO): metal ion binding
Source: RefSeq, a predicted model, not a curated record